Molecule: messenger RNA, 666 nt
Organism: Medicago truncatula (barrel medic)
Lineage: Eukaryota; Viridiplantae; Streptophyta; Magnoliopsida; Fabales; Fabaceae
Exons: 3
Coding region: 153-521 (122 amino acids)
Source: RefSeq, a predicted model, not a curated record
AUAUAUAUAUAGUGCAUGUGUGAUGUGUCUUCUUCUCUCUAUAUAUCCUUUCUUCUCCAAUAUGUAGCAUUUCUCAUACUCUCAUAUCCACAUUCUUUCUUCUUUGUGUAAGAGGCUACAUUGCAAAGCUAGAGUUCAAAAUUGGCAUCACGAUGAAACGAAAUUGUUAUUUGGAUUCAUCAUCUCACAAAUCAAUGAAUGAGAAGUUGAACGUAAACAAGAAACUUGUUGCAAAUCCUCACAAUGGAAACCACAAAUUUGACGAAAAGGAACUUCAGGCUAGAGCUAUAAUAUGGUUGGCAAGUCAAGAAAUUAUGGAAGGAAAGAAUGGUAGCAACAAAGAAUCAAUUCCAACACUAUCCCUUUCAAUGCAACCUAGUGCAUUACAAAUGCAUGCCUCACAUGGCUUUUCCAUCAAGCGAUCACUUCAUAAUUUCCUUGAGAAGAGAAAGAAAAGGAUUCAAAGUCACCACGUCUCUAUUGUAACUCAUGAUAAUGAUAAUAAUAGUAGUACAAAUUAGUUGGGAUAUGAAUUAAUUAGAAUCACUUAUUCUCUUAAUUUGUGGGAUCAAUUGAAGCCUACUAAUCAGCGUAGCCAUAACUAGUGACAAUUAAGGCAUGUAUUUAUUUUUAUUUUUAUGAAUGAAGAACUACUCUUUCAGUCUA